CCCACUUUUCGCCCCGUCCUUUGCGAUCGUACACUGGUGCUUGCGUCCGCUCUGGCCCGGCGCUUCCUGAUGAAAACUCGUAUAAGCUCGGCAACGUCCCAGCGGUGUCGGUUCCCUAUACACCAGCCCAGUGCCUCCUCGUCGCCGGGACAUUCACCUGUGCCCCUGCAGCCGGACGGCCUCCUUCACAGAACAGGGUUACGGCCCUGAGUUGCGAAUUCCACGCGCUACUGUAAGGACUUACGACGGGAAACCUUCGGUCUCCGUUGUACUACUUUACCCCUUCGAAGAUGUGCUUUCUUCCGUAGGGGUACAGCGGCGCCUUUCAUAGACUCCAUACGUUCGUUGCUGCCGAUUCCUGAAAAGAAAUUGCCAUUGAAGGGCCCCAACGCUGAGGAGGUACUCAAAAGUCGGUAUGAUACCGACAGGCCCAACGCUUCUGUUCGCUCUACUAGGACUGGCCUGCGCUCAGUAUGAAGAGGCAAUUCAACACCUCGUCUCCGAGCAGGCAGAGGUUAUACAAGACGAAAGAGAAAAAUCGCAAAUGUACCAGCAGAUGCUGCACGAAGUUCCCAAGCUAGACGGCGGCCAGGCGAUGUUCCAGGGUGACAUGCUGAUGACCGAGCGCGACCUGCUGGACAUGUACGCCCUGGUGCCUUCCAGGAACAUCACCUGGCCGGGAGGAAUCGUGCCUUACAAGAUCAGCGAGAGCUCGGUCAACGAAGCGGACCUGAUCCGGCAGGGCGUCGCACACUGGAUGAACAACUCGUGCCUUAUGUUCCGCGAGCUUCAGAAGGACGACACGACCACGGACUUCAUACUUUUCAUCAGGGGCAGAGGGUGCUGGUCCCGGUUCGGCCACGUCGGCUCUCUCCAGCCCAUAUCGAUCGGUGAUGGCUGUGAGACGCUGGGUACAGUGGUGCACGAGAUCGGACACGCCAUCGGCUUCCUGCACGAGCAGUCGCGCGCUGACCGCAGCCGCUACGUGGUGGUCAACUACCCCAACAUCCUGGAAGGACUGCGCAGCCAGUUCGACCCGGACCAGAACAAGCGGGAGUACGGCGCACGAUACGACUACACCUCCGUCAUGCACUACUCGCCGACGGCGUUCGCGGCGUCGCCGGAGAUGAAAACCCUGAGCCCAGUGAACCCGCUGCUUGCACCGCUGAUCCGCAGGCAGAACGGGCUCACCUUCCGUGACAGGCGCAAGGCAAACUUCCUCUACCGGUGUGAUGCCGCAUGCACGAGCAGACCAGUGUGCGCCAACGAAGGAUUCGUCGACCACACCUGCAAGUGCGUCUGCCCACCAAACACGGAGGGCGAGCGAUGCGAGAGACUGCGCCGUUCUUACUACACUCGACCAAACUGUGGAGGCCGCGUGAUUCGGGAGAAGACGAUUGCGUCUCCCGGCUACCCGAGGAGCCAGAGACCGCAGGAUGGUAUUUGCGUCUGGUGGAUACAAGCUCCACCAAACAACAAGGUGCAGCUCACGUUCCGGGCCUUUGAUCUCUACAGCCGAGUUCGCAAGUUCUGCGUCUAUGACCGCUUCGAAAUCCGACUGCAGUCACUUUACCUUGGACAGACGUUCUGCAGUGACGAAAUCAAGCCCGGCAGCGUGGUCACUUCUGUGGGUCGAGACGUGAUCAUCGAGUACAGGCCUUACGCCAGAUUCAAACGUGGUUUCGCAGCCGAAGUCAAGUUUGUUCCGGUUUAGCCAAGACGAUGUUGACAAUUAUUUGCACCUAAUCUGUGGAACUUGUGCUCUUCAUAUACCUGAGUUGUCAAAAUGCUCUAGAGGAUCAAAAGAUGGGUAUAAAGGAGCGACAACAUCCGUGAGUAAUAUCACAGGGAAUUCAUACUUGUCGAUUACUCGCCAAAAGUGCGCCUGGUGCAUUCGUAUACGCCUGACACGUCAGUGUUUACAAGAGUAGGCACUAAUCUGGCACGUGGGCGUGUACCAAUAUUAGUUUUCCAGUUGAAAACAUAACCAUUUAGAUCGCUGUUAUACUCGGCAUAAAUUAUGAAUGCCUAUGGUAUCUUGCAUGCAAAUACUUGUAUUCCCUCCGAUAUCGCUCACAAUGGAAUGACUUUAUCGCAUAGUACACACGCCAGGUAUUAUCCUUGCAAGAGCUAGAUCACCUUUCAUUCAUAGGGUCACGACAACAUUGCACUUACAAAGGCCUACCCAGCCAUUCAUUCAACCUACGUUUAUUUUCUUGAACAUACUUUUCUGUCACGUGAAAAUGCAUAUUGCAACUUUUAAGCGUGCAAAUGGCUGAUGUCUAGUUUCCUUUCUUUUAUUCGCAGAGGCAGCGCUGCCUAUACUCUGUACGAACGCACUUAUUGAGGAUACAGUAGAUGUGCGGAUUCUGUACAUUGUGGUGAGAACAUUAGGUACAUGACAUCUACACCAUACUGAAUAAAGUGAUCUUUGCGAGA
Dermacentor albipictus is the source of this 2439-nucleotide messenger RNA. Its product is annotated as blastula protease 10-like. Lineage: Eukaryota; Metazoa; Arthropoda; Arachnida; Ixodida; Ixodidae. Gene Ontology annotation, molecular function: zinc ion binding; metalloendopeptidase activity. Gene Ontology annotation, biological process: proteolysis. The record is from RefSeq and is a predicted model, not a curated record.